AAAAAUACUUUAAAAUAGCUUUAUUAGAUCCAGAAAUAAAAACAAAAGAAAACUCUAAGUGACUCUAACCCAUAAGUGGUGAAAUAGGAUAGCCAAAAAUGAGUGGUAACUGAGGUUUAAAACACAGAAACCGCGCCGGAAAAUAUCGCGUUAUCAACGUGUCGACGUCGGAAAAGUCACUUUGUACCUGAGAAGACGAAGACGUGCAGGAAAGAAAUUUAAUGACAAGCGUAAACAAAAAAGGAGAGAUGCUGAAGGAGGAGAAAAGAAACGUGCCAUGCGAGGCGCCAUACGAUCUCGCGAAGAAACUGUAUCCUCCGGAAUUCAGAAACUUGCCAAUUUUGAGCCUAUUAAAGCACGAAUUUAUCAUGAAAAUUCGUAUGGUUAUGGUAUACGGUGAUUGUGGCAACAAACCACUAAUUGUGAAAAAGGACAAGAUUGUGCACGCUUUAGAUUUUAAUGGAAAGUAUUAUAAAUAUUUCAACUCUGGUGAUACACAUAUUAGUUUCUAUCCAAAAAUAAUAUUAUAUCGAUAUGAAUUCUCUUUUAUAACGAUAUGACAGUAUAAAAUUAAUAUUCAAAAAGCUAUCAUAGAGAGAAUAUUAACAUACAUACAUCUCCAUAUGUAUAUAUAAUUUAAUUUAAUGUGCAUAUAUAAGUUUUUCAGAUAUAUUAAUUCUUUUCCGAUUUCAGUAUAACGGAUUUCUAUAUCUUUUUCGAAAAUGUUGCAACACUGUUGUACAAAUUUUAUUUUGCUAAAAUAGAAUCGACAUUUAUUAUUAAAGAAUACUAAGGAACGAUAUAUAAUAGAGACAAAUAAAAUAAUAAUUUAAUUUGUUAAUAUUAAAACUUAUCGCGUUGAUUGGAAGAAACACAUGUUAGACGCGAAUUUAUUGAAAACGUCAAUUUAAUAAUAAAAAUUUUUUAUCUUCUAUCUAUGCUUAUAUUUCUUUCAAAUGUAAUUGCUAAAAUUAAUUAAAUAUAACUAAGUUAAAAUUCCGAUUUUGCAGUAUUUUUAUGUCUAUUAAAAACAUUAAUAAUAAGCACCGAAUUAGAUUGCACAAUUUGAAAGUUAUGUAACAUAAUUUAAUAAAUAUUAAUAUUAAGAUUAAUAUUUUAUUUAAAUAACUUUAUUGAAAUUAAAAUGAGGAUUUACAGAAAAGAGGAGUAAAAUGGUUAGAGGUAGAGAGGGAGAAAGAGAGAGAGGGAGAUUGUGUUAUGUGAUUUAUUGUAAACUAAAAAAGCUAAUCAAUCACAAAUUUUAUAUAGUAACAUAUUAAAUGUAAAAGAUAUUUAAAUAUUGAACAUAUAA
Messenger RNA from Nylanderia fulva, 1312 nucleotides. The record is from RefSeq and is a predicted model, not a curated record. Lineage: Eukaryota; Metazoa; Arthropoda; Insecta; Hymenoptera; Formicidae.